Molecule: messenger RNA, 630 nt
Organism: Meloidogyne enterolobii
Lineage: Eukaryota; Metazoa; Nematoda; Chromadorea; Rhabditida; Meloidogynidae
Source: the annotation of a GenBank genome assembly
UUUACUGGAUUUGUUGAUGCCCCACCAUCAGACCCAAAUCUUCCAGAAUAUGCAAGAACAAUGAUAAUAAAUCAACAAAAAAUGCUUAAACAACUUAAUGGCCUUCUCCGUGUAGCUUCUGAACUCCUCACAGAACAAAAAACUUUUGACGACUCCUUCGAACAACGACAACGUGAACACCUUCUCGUUAUUACCGGAUUACCAGAAAGCACUGAACAACAACCAAUGGAUAGAGCAGCGUCAGACAACAGAAAUGUUCGUCAAAUAUUAAAUGAACUUAAUAUUGAUCGAUGUCUACCAUCAGCAGUAUUUCGACUCGGAAAACAACGGGAACCAGGCUCCAAGCCAAGGCCCAUCAAAGUCCAAUUUCCGUGCACAGCAGCAGUUGUGGAAGCUCUGAGGAACAAGAAGAAACUGGUUGGUGGAAAAUUUAAGGGAAUUAAUAUUCGUAAGAGUAUGUCAAAAGAAGAGUUAAAUAAACGGAAUGAAUUGAUUGAAAUUUGUAAACAGAAACGUUUAUCGACAAAAUUCGAUUUUGUUGUAUAUGCUGGGGAAGUUAUGUUGAGAAGCGAAAUACCAAAAUUUAAACAAAAUCAUAAAAACUUACCACAAAAUAACAUAAAUUUUUAA